AUGGUCCGCCACAUCACAGGUAUGGCCUGCGCUGCAGCGAGUCAGAAUUUGCUGUUGUUCUGGUGUCUGCAGUGGCGCGAGACGUGUUUGUGAGGGCAAGACGACUGCAGUGUCCAAGGCAGAGGUGCAAAUGCCUUCGAGUUUUUGUCGCCGACAACAGGACCGACAGUGCAUGGACAGGAGGGAGGGUCAGGAGGAUAGACGCUGUCACCAGCGCGCACCGGUGAGCCCCUGGAGAGCGAUUCAUCGGCGACCGUGACCUUUGACAGGGCGACCCUGUGUAUCAUGCGUUUGCGGACGGCGGUUCUGCCGCUUUCGCUCCUACACAUAGGGGACAGCUGUACACGGGAGGAGGCAGGAUUGUAGGUCCCGACUACGAGGUGCGAUGUACCUACUCCCCGGAACACGGCUUCAGUAAGCAACUCCUGAAAACACUUGGCUCUUCCGAACUCGGAUCUCAUUGGAUGACAGGGAAGAAUUGGCAUGAAUUCCAUCCAACUAAAGAAGGAACGGCGCUGAUGCUCGUUUAA
Messenger RNA from Vitrella brassicaformis, 530 nucleotides. NCBI's taxonomy places the organism in Eukaryota, Vitrellaceae. The record is from the annotation of a GenBank genome assembly.